AUGGACAAGGAGCAACAGCGCCAUGACGAGCUCCAGGCGCCGCUGCUUCCCGGCGACGGCGGGAAGGCCGCCGCCGCGGCCGGAAGCGCUUACGCGCUCGUCUGCUCCCUGGUCGCCUCCGCCAUCUCCGUCAUCUACGGUUACAAUCGAGGUGUGAUGAGCGGGGCGCAGAAGUUCAUGCAGGACGACCUGGGUAUCAGCGACGCGCAGAUCGAGGUGCUCAUCGGGGCCACCAGCAUCUACUCCCUCGUCGGCUCGCUGGCCGCGGGCUGGGCGUGCGACUGCGCCGGGCGCCGCCGCACUAUGGCGCUCUCCGCUGCCAUGUUCUUCGCCGGCUCGGCGAUCACCAGCGUCGCGGGAGGAUACGCGGUGCUGAUGGCCGGACAGCUCGUCGCCGGUGUUGCCUGUGGGUUCGGCCUCGUCGUCGCGCCCGUCUACAUCGCCGAGAUGGCGCCGGCGGCGUCCCGUGGCUUCCUCUCGAUCGCGGGCAACACGGGCAUUCUGCUCAGCUACAUCGCCGACUCCGCCCUUGCCGGCUUCCCCAACAACGUCAACUGGCGCCUAAUGAUCGGCGUCGGCGCCGUCCCGCCGCUAUUUCUCGCGGUCGCCACGCUCCUCGCCAUGCCGGAGACCCCGCGCUGGCUCGUACUCCACGGCCACCACGACGAAGCACGCCGUGUCCUCGCCCGCACCACGGGCGAUGCGGCCCUCGCUGACCGCCGCCUCAAGGAGAUCGUUUCCUCCGCGCGGGAAAGCUCCAAGCAGGCCGUUCCCGGCGGCAGCGACGGGACGACCCGGUCCACAAGCGUCUGGCGCGACAUACUGAUCCGGCCGACGCGGUCUGUCCGUCGCGUGCUGCUCGCCAUCCUCGGCCUCCAGUUCUUCCAGCAGGCGUCCGGCGUCGCGGCGCUCGUGUUGUACGCGCCGCGGGUGUUCCACCACGCCGGAGUGACCUCCCAGUCUGCGGUUCUCGGUGCCACGAUCCUCCUCGGCGUCGCCAAGAUUGUGGCCAUUGUGAUCCCGCUCUUUCUGGCUGACGGCUGGGCCGGCGUCCCAUGCUGCUCACCAGUGCGGGCGGCAUGA
Messenger RNA from Triticum turgidum subsp. durum (durum wheat), 1083 nucleotides. NCBI's taxonomy places the organism in Eukaryota, Viridiplantae, Streptophyta, Magnoliopsida, Poales, Poaceae. The record is from the annotation of a GenBank genome assembly.